AUGAAAAUAGUGUGUCUAGCGACGCGGCCUGGAGCCAGUACCUUCAGCCCAGUACCCCCAGUACCGCCAUCCGGUACUGGGGGUACGGGGCUGGGGAGACGAGCACCUGGCGGAGGUAGCACACAGGACACCUUUGAGAAUGUGAGUGACGACCAGAAGACAUCAGAGAGGGUGAGUGACGACCAGGAGACAUCAGAGAGGGUGAGUGACGACCAGGAGACAUCAGAGAGCGUGAGUGACGACCAGGAGACAUCAGAGAGCGUGAGUGACGACCAGGAGACAUUAGAGAGGGUGAGUGACGACCAGAAGACAUCAGAGAGCGUGGGUGACGACCAGGAGACAUCAGAGAGGGUGAGUGACGACCAGGGGACAUCAGAGAGCGUGAGUGACGACCAGGAGACAUCAGAGAGGGUGAGUGACGACCAGGAGACAUCAGAGAGGGUGAGUGACGACCAGGGGACAUCAGAGAGGGUGAGUGACGACCAGGAGACAUCAGAGAGGGUGAGUGACGACCAGGAGACAUCAGAGAGGGUGAGUGACGACCAGGGGACAUCAGAGAGGGUGAGUGACGACCAGGAGACAUCAGAGAGGGUGAGUGACGACCAGGAGACAUCGGAGAGGGUGAGUGACGACCAGGAGACAUCAGAGAGGGUGAGUGACGACCAGGGGACAUCAGAGAGGGUGAGUGACGACCAGGAGACAUCAGAGAGGGUGAGUGACGACCAGGGGACAUCAGAGAGCGUGAGUGACGACCAGGGGACAUCAGAGAGCGUGAGUGACGACCAGGAGACAUCAGAGAGGGAGUUUGUGGUCACCAAGAGACACCACGAGUCACCGAAGCCAGCCGAGGAGACAUCGAGCAACUUCUUCUCUAAGUACUGUAGUGUUAGACCUGCAAGAGACGAUCAACAGCGGCUCAGUAGGGAUCAUGGUUACCUGGGUGGUUACCUGGGUGGCGGCCUGGGUGGCGGCCUGGGUGGCUGCCUGGGUGGCGGCCUGGGUGGCGGCCUGGGUGGCGGCCUGGGUGGCGGCCUGGGUGGCUGUCUGGGUGGCGGCCUGGGUGGCUGUCUGGGUGGCGGCCUGGGUGGCGGCCUGGGUGGCGGCCUGGGUGGCGGCCUGGGUGGCGGCCUGGGUGGCGGCCUGGGUGGCGGCCUGGGUGGCGGCCUGGGUGGCGGCCUGGGUGGCGGCCUG
Procambarus clarkii (red swamp crayfish) is the source of this 1191-nucleotide messenger RNA. Lineage: Eukaryota; Metazoa; Arthropoda; Malacostraca; Decapoda; Cambaridae. The record is from RefSeq and is a predicted model, not a curated record.